AUGUGCGUACGUGCGUGCAGGUGUGUGACGGAGGAUGAACAGUCGCAGUGGCCAGCGGCUCAGCUGGCCACGCACGCCUUUCUGCUGCCGGCGCCCACGAGUGCGCCUCUCUCCCCCGCCCCGCACACGCCCCACUCUCAGCACACUCCAUCCGCCACAACCGCGCCGAACCACCACCUGCAGGAUGAGGAAGAAAGUGGGAACUUAGAUGAUAUAGGUUUACUGAACAGUUCUUCACGACUUUAUACAGAGUUCGAAGUUCUUUCGUGGAUUGGUAAAGGCGCAUUUGGUGAUGUGAUUAAAGUCAAAAAUAAAUUAGACGGCGGCAUUUACGCGAUAAAAGUGAUCAAACUGAACCCGAGGAACGUGGAUUUGAACCGCAAGGUGACCCGCGAGGUGAAGCUGCUGUCGCGGCUGAACCACGAGCACGUGGUACGCUACUACAACGCGUGGAUCGAAAGCGUGAGCUUGGCGACGCGCGCGCGCCGCGGCGUGCGCCUCGAGUGGUCCAUAUCCGGCGCGCGUGCGCACCGACACGACCACGGUGAUGACGAAGAUGACGAUGACGACGACGACGACGACGACGACGACGACGAUCCCGAUCCUUGGACCCUGAGCCCAGAAGACGAUUCAAGCAGCGGUGUGGUGUUUCAAGAUGACAAUGACGAAUGUAAAAGUACUUUUAAUGACUCUGACAAUAACUCAAAGGAUAUUGAAACGACACAAAAGUCACAAGACGUCACAGAAUCAAACAAUACAGAGGAAACAGUGACCACACAACAAGUUCUUUACAUUCAAAUGGAAUUUUGUGAAAAACAUACUAUGAGACAAGCCAUCGACCAAGGACUUCAUCAGGAUCCAGUGAGAGCAUGGAGGCUGUUUCGAGAGAUAUUGGAAGGGUUGGUGCAUAUACACAGCAAGGGAAUGAUUCAUAGGGAUUUAAAACCUGUCAAUAUAUUUUUGGACUCCGAUGAUCAUGUAAAAAUUGGUGAUUUUGGAUUGGCCACUAAAAUACUCACAAGAGUAUCCGCUGAAGAUAAAAGCAAAUCACAAGAUGACGGUGACAGUGGACUUACUGGAGAGGUGGGCACGGCGCUGUACGUGGCGCCGGAGCUUGUGGGCGGCGCGAGCGCGGGCGCGACGUACAACCAGAAGGCGGACGUGUACUCGCUGGGAGUGAUCCUGUUCGAGAUGUUCCACGCGCCCUUCGCGACGGCGGCCGAGCGCGUGGCUGUGCUGAUGCGCCUGCGCCGCGCCGACGUGCUGCUGCCGCCCGCCUUCGACACGCCCGCCAACGCCAAGCAGGUCUACCUGCUCAGGUAUACACUCUACAUAAUAUACACUCUAACUCAAUACGAGCGCGCGACCGUGCUGAUGCGCCUGCGCCGCGCCGACGUGCUGCUGCCGCCCGCCUUCGACACGCCCGCCAACGCCAAGCAGGUCUACCUGCUCAGGUAUACACUCUACAUAAUAUACACUCUAACUCAAUACGAGCGCGCGACCGUGCUGAUGCGCCUGCGCCGCGCCGACGUGCUGCUGCCGCGCGCCUUCGACACGCCUUCUUCUAUAAAAAAGCAACUAUACACAAAACAAUUGCUCAGAUGUUUAGGAGUCAAAAAUGAUUUUUGCACCUUUUAA
Parnassius apollo (apollo) is the source of this 1638-nucleotide messenger RNA. The record is from the annotation of a GenBank genome assembly. Lineage: Eukaryota; Metazoa; Arthropoda; Insecta; Lepidoptera; Papilionidae.